AAAUUAGCGUGGUUUUCUGCCAUCAGCUUUGCAAGCAAGUUUCUUUGAGCUUGUUCAUGAGUUUGUUUUGAGACCACUGGAAUACUGAACACAGCUUCACUCCAUCAUGGAAGAAAGAGUGUCAUGUUGUUGAUUUUUUGCAGUAUUCUGACAGAAAGGCUGCUUUUACAAGUACCAUGGCCCGUGUCUUCGUCUACGGCACGCUCAAGAAGGGCCAGCCCAACUACAAGCACAUGAUCAACACGGCCAAAGGCCUGGCGAAAUUCCAAGGAAGGGGCCACACAGUGGAGAAGUACCCGCUGGUGAUUGCAGGGAAAUACAAUAUUCCUUACAUGCUGAACAUCCCGGGGACAGGCCACCACAUUGCUGGGGAGAUUUACUCUGUGGAUGAGCAGAUGCUGCAGUUCCUGGAUGAGUUCGAAGGCUGCCCAGACAUGUACCAGCGCACGCUGAUGAGGAUCCAGGUGGUGGAGUGGGAAGGGAAGGGCGGCGCGGGCGAGGCGCGGGCAGCGGCCGACGGCGUGCUGGAGUGCUUCGUGUACAGCACGGCCACCUUCCCUCCCGAGUGGGUCGGGCUCCCCUACUAUGACAGUUACGACUCCUCGGGGAAGCACGGCCUCUCCUACGUCCUACGGGAAAGCCGGGAAUAGGGACGGGAGGUGCCGCGGCCUGGCCGCAGCCAUAGUGCUAAGCAGGUGUUGCUCGGUAACCUUUCCAGGAAAGCUGUAAUGCCUUGUUAUUAAAAUGCAGGAGCUCUCAUAACCUUCCCAACCCAGGAGCCUUGGCGCUAGUGUUGAAGUCCUGUAGGCCCAGAGCUGCAGACUCCUCCCCAGGCAGGCAGUGUCGUCCUGGCCCCCCCAGCCUGCUGCAGGUAACUGGGUUUGCACCAGGUGUAAAAUAACUCUAUGUGCACAUCAGGUCUGGGGUCUAACUAUUCCCUCAACUUCCCCCUUUGCCUUGGUGCAUAAUAAUGGAGGUCAGUGAAAGGCAGAGGAACGGAUUCAAUUUUUUUUCCCUGAAUUGACAAAAUUUGAAACUGAUUUAAAUGUCUGCAAAGUAAAGCACAACUCCUAUUGAAUAUUGACUUGUAAUGGGUUUAGUGGGCUACUGCAUGUAAACAGGGAAAGCUAAUCAGAUAACUUGGUGCUUCUAGACAAAUAGGAAAUUGCUGGAGAAAAUGUAAAGAUUAUUCUUAAAGAUUAUUCAUUGCAAUGGGUUUUUUUCUGAACUGGAAAGGUGUAUUUUUAAACCAUGUUUAGUUUUAAAAGGCACUGUCAAGAAAUAUUGAGAGAAUAGAAGAGAAUUACAUUUAAAACUGUAUUUUUAAUUUUAUAUUCUAAGCACUUUGGGUUCUGCCUCUGUUCACUGCGUGACUGUAGGAUUUGGGGGUGUGUGUGUCUGUGUGCCUGUGUCUGUAUGUGUGUGUGUGUGUGUGUGUGUCUGUUUUGGGGGCUGUUAGGGACCAGAAAAAGCAAAUCUACACUGGAGCCACCGUGAGCACUUACUGUCAAGGUGACUUUUUGCCAAGCAUUUUAAUACAGAACUUCCAACCAUAUGCAAACUGAGUUUCCUAAGGGGGGGGGGGGGAAUUGUAUAUGCAUUAUAAAAAUAUCCAAAGGACUUGUAUUGUGAUUAUUGCAACAUUUAAAUUGGGAAAAAUAUAUGUAAAGAAGACUGUUGUCCCCCUGACCCAAGCAAUUGUGCUGGUUUCUGUACAUUCUGGAAAAAUCAUGGCUUUCUGUUGUUACACUCCUGUGCCUUAUAUUUUUCUUCAGCUGCAGUGUUUGGUACAGAUAGAUUGUAAAGCUGCCAGAGGGAGGGGAGCAGGCAUUGUAUGCCAUGCAGUGAGCCAAAGUACCAUCAAAUGCAGCAAGGAUACAAUUGAGAACAAUAUUGUACUUUUGCUUCACUGCCAGUAGCCCUGUGAGGGCCAGAGGAGAUCCGGGGUAGGGAAUCAGCCUAAACUUUAGCAGUAGUAGGCACUGCUGCAUCUCAUUUAGAAAAGCUUCCAUGUUGCUGCAAUAAGCAAAACAAGUAACUUGCUGGUAGAAUACUUGUGUCUCUUUACAGUACUUGUCUCUUUAGGGCAACCUGCAGAGACUGAACUGUGCUCCUUUGGAAAGGGGUAAGAUGGCAGUAAGGAAACUUGGAAGGAGAUCUGCAGGGUGCCUGCCUCAGUUUCUCCAACUGCAAAAGCAUUAAUUUUCCUGAAAGGCAGGUAUUAUCCAAACACUCUCCUUCCUCAUCUUGAUGAGUUUUAUAAACUAAUUCUCUAAGCAGAUCCCUGGACUACAUAUUCCCCCUCAGCCAUGUGAUGUAGUUAAUUAGCAGUGUCUCAAUAACAGGAAGAAUGCCUCUUCAGUCAGAAGUUCCAAGCAGAAUCAAACUUUCCUGGUUGAACAUGAGUCACCAGCCCUGUCACCAACUGUUUUCAUCCUUCACCUUCUAGUAAAGGGCCAAGGCACCUCUGGCCAAAGGGUUUCUUUCUGGGAAGUAGCAGGACUCUGCACAUCCUGGGCAAGAAAAUGAGAGCAGGGCUGCUCCACUCUGGGGCAGUGGUCAAGGUCCCUUUGUCUCCCUUUCCUGUAAGCAUUCAGGAGGAGGCCUGGUCUGAGGGACAGCACGUGCUCUUAGCAGUACCUUGGGGCAGCUAAAGACCUCUGAGAACAGUGCCAGCUCCUGUAAAGGCAUCCAGUAAUCAGUAUCAAGAAGAUAGGGGUGGGGAAAUUGAGUAUGGAGUUUGAAGAUAAGAAGACAAUUCCCUUACAAUUUUAAAUGAAAAUACAUGACAAAUAUCUGCACUAGCAAAAUAAAGCCUCUAAGCUGUAAUUUAAAUCUAAUCUAUGCAAAGCAGUAAAAAUAUAAUAAUAUAGAAGUAUUUAAAAUAUAAGUAAUUAUAUAAUAAUUUAUUAUUAGUUAAUAAGUAAUAAUUCAAUAAAUAUAUAUCCCAAUUCAAAAUAAAUCUGAUCAGAAUUUAAGCCAUUGGUGGUACUUGUGCAGCCCUUAUACAGAGUAAAGGAGAACUGCUCAGUUUGCUCAGUGGUUAAUUUUUCAUUCUUGCCAGCCAUUCUGUACAGCCUGGCUGGGGCCUCAAACCAGAGACAUUGCUGUGGAGAAGACAAAUCAGAUUUUGGCUUUUGUUGUGUUUUCUUUUUUUAAAAAAAAGAGGCUUUUCCUGUUUCAAAGCAGAAAUGGUAUUUUAUUGAUUUUAUUUGAUCCUGAAAAAUCAAAGCAUUACAAAGGUUAUGUACAAGUAUUUCUGGAAGUAAAAAUCUGGGAUCUGUUGCCAAGAUUUAACAUCUGUGUUUGCUGUCUUAACCACUGAUACAGUAAAUAUGCCUGUAUAAAGUCUUGUGCAUAGUACUGUCUGUUUUCUGUGUUGAAUUGUCUUAAUGUUACUUUACAGAUAAAAAUAAUAAAGGCUUAGUUAAUUCAA
Molecule: messenger RNA, 3436 nt
Organism: Agelaius phoeniceus (red-winged blackbird)
Lineage: Eukaryota; Metazoa; Chordata; Aves; Passeriformes; Icteridae
Gene: GGACT
Product: gamma-glutamylamine cyclotransferase
Cellular component (GO): cytosol
Molecular function (GO): gamma-glutamylaminecyclotransferase activity
Source: RefSeq, a predicted model, not a curated record